ACUCCUCCUGUCUCAGGUCUCCUCUCUCACUUUAUUCUUAAUUUUCUGAAUGUUGCGGAGAUCUUUGCUUGACUUAACAGCAGAUCUGCUUUUAUUAAGGACGACAGGGCUUUGCGGAUUGUUUCAAACCACAUGUUUUUGCAUUAAUACUCACUGAUUUUGCGCGUAGCUGCAUCCAAACUGUCAUUAUCCCUUCUAUCAACACGGAUGUCCAGCUUCAAGCAGAGGAUAUGUACCAGGGCAUAAUGACAACCAACCACGGACCCCCUUCUUAUGAGGCCGGAUUUCUCCACAACGCCUCGGCGGGCACCUCUCCGGUUUAUGUGCCCACCACCCGGGUCGUCACCCCGAUGAUCCCGGCGCUGCCUUACCUCCAGACGCCCGGUGCGUCGCAGCAGAGCAGCCCCGCGUCGAGCCACUCUGCUUGGGCGCAGCCGGGUGCAGACUCGGUGCCCUCGUACAACCACUCCCCGGUGUCUCCGCGUUUCACCUUCUCCACCAGCCCGCCUCUGUCCUCCGGGGUGGCCACGGCCCGGGAGACGGCAGCCUCUUACACCAGUCCGCUAAACAUCUCUGCAAACGGGAGGGAGCACUACGGCGCCAGGGGCCUCGGCGGGUCGUACCACAGCCCCUACCCGGCCUACAUGAGCCCCAACGUGGGUGGAACGUGGCCGGCGUCUCCUUUCGAUAGCCCGGUCCUCCACGGUCUCCAAACUGGUGCUCCUCCAUGCGCAGCACGGCACCCAAACAUAGAUUUGUUUGAUGACUUUGCUGAGGGGCGAGAGUGUGUGAACUGCGGGGCGAUGUCGACCCCCCUGUGGAGGAGGGAUGGUACAGGCCACUACCUGUGUAACGCCUGUGGGCUGUACCACAAGAUGAAUGGCAUCAACAGACCUCUCAUCAAACCCCAAAGACGACUGUCCGCCUCGAGGAGGGUGGGCCUGUCCUGCACCAACUGUCACACCACAACCACCACCCUGUGGCGACGAAACGCAGAGGGGGAGCCAGUCUGCAACGCAUGUGGCCUCUAUAUGAAACUCCACGGGGUACCCCGACCCCUGGCUAUGAAGAAAGAGGGGAUCCAGACCCGAAAACGCAAACCCAAGAACCUCAACAAGUCCCAAACUGGGACUCCAGGCAGUGAGGGGACUCCAGUCACACACAGCAGCACUCCCCGCGCCACCGCCGCCGCCGAGGAGCCUCGUCAGAUAAAGACAGAGCCGGAGACUCACAGCUUGUACACACACCACAACACACACACACAGAUUUCAGCCCUCCCAGCUUACAUGGCAGCUCAAGGAGGGGCCCUUCCUCUUAAGAUGUCCCCUGGGGGCCACAGCGGGUCUUCUGGCUCCAAAGCUGAGCCCUGGAACAACCUAAUCCUGGCUUAGAAGACCAGCAUCUCAAACCAACUCAUCUAUACAGAUUAAACUCUCCUAGCAGACUAGAGUCUGGGGAAAGCGGACUGCUGCUCUGGGUGCAGAUGAUCCCACAGCCUCCUACAAGGCGUAUGUACAGUGCCUUCAGUGCAAAGAUCUGGGACAGAAAUACGGGAGCCACUACAGAAAUGGAGAUCUUAAACAUCACCGCACAGAUACUCUGUGUACAAUCGCAGCAGUCAGGGACUCGAACAGAGUUUGUGUUAGACAAUCGUGAAAGAGCAGCUCUGUGAUUAGAUUCACACGACAAGUUCUGAUAUGAAAAACUGCAGCUGUGAUAGAAGAUAACUUUUUUUCUUGUCACUCUCAUGUGCCGUGCCAGUGCUCGACUAAAACUGUAACAUGAGCCAGUGACAAAUAACAGUGAUGGUCAGGCGUUUAUCUCCCUGAGUUAUUUUUAUCUCAGUAUAUUUGUCUUUUCUUCAUUUUAGUGAUUUGAAUAUUGUUAUGGAAAAUUUGCCAAAGAAAUGAUGACAAACAAAAUGUGCAAACAAUCACAGCAGGACAUUUUUUUGACAAAGGCAGCACCAUGGACGUGUUGUAGUGGGUGUGCUUAAAGGGUCAAUUUGUUUAAAUAAGAAAACUAACAAUUAUAUAAUUUCACACACAGUGGAAAUCCACAUUUGUAAGUGAUGUUUGAAAAACUCAGUAGCAACGUCUCAGGAUGGGACAAAACGUGCUGGUAAUCCACAGACCUCAGUGUGGUCAGUUUUCAGUAUUUUGUAUGUGACUUUCUGUGAUUUAGUCACUGUGAUUUAGUCUGGUACAUUGUUUUGAUAAGACAUGUUGCCACUGAGUUCUUCAAAUGUUUAAUUAUUUAUAAGCUCCUCAGUUGUAAUGGGGGUAGCAGCAGAAGUCUUAGCAGCUUAUACGUCCACACCAAGAAAACACAAACCAUUUACAUGGCAGAGUGUCACUGGAGGUCAACGAGUUUUCUUUUGUGUGUGGUUUGGUUGAACUGAUCCUUUAAAUAUAAUCCACUACAGGUUUAGGUUUAACCACCUACUCUUUAUAUCCAUGAAAGUAAAACUGACCUUUCGCCUCCAAGUAAUUCUACAAAGACAAACAAGUCAUAAUUAUUUCUUGUAAAGCCUCUGUAACAGAGACAGAAUCGCUCUUGACACCCAUCACUCCUCAACACCAGUGACAUGAUCUACUCAAGAGAGUGAAGUCAGUACUGACAGUUGAAAAAAUACAUGAUAACCAAUAUGAUGUGGAUGGAAUUACUGUCACAUAGCUCCCUCUGCUGACACAAGUGCAGAUGUGCAUCCACAAGCAGAACUUCUUUAAUACUUAAGGGCCAUUCCAAGAAAAAAAAAAAAAAGAAAAAAAAAUCCUGCUACUAUUUAUUAUUAUAGACACAACCCUAAACCCCAUUAUCAUCUAAUCAUCAUCUGUGAAAUGAAGGUUGUUUGAUGAACUGUAUGAAGGAGUACUGUAUUAAACUGUACAGUGUGUUAGCAAUACUGCUUUAAUUUGCUUGUGACAAGCAUGGAGGCGACGUGUGUAAAUGUGGGACACUGCCACGUGUAAUUACCAAAAUAACAACUAUAUGAGCGUAUAUGUAAAAACUCCACUCCAGUAUAAUUGUGUAAUACACUAUUUGUGAUAUAUUGUAAGUAAAGACACAGUGAGAGAUGAACAUGUGUAUUUCUCUGUGUGCACUAACACUACCUGGUGCCCUUCCUCUGUGUGCAACUGUAGCUCUACUGAGGAACCUA
Toxotes jaculatrix (banded archerfish) is the source of this 3160-nucleotide messenger RNA. RefSeq names its product GATA binding protein 4 (gene gata4). Gene Ontology annotation, cellular component: nucleus. The record is from RefSeq and is a predicted model, not a curated record. The transcript has 6 exons. NCBI's taxonomy places the organism in Eukaryota, Metazoa, Chordata, Actinopteri, Toxotidae. The coding region runs from base 231 to 1391 and encodes 386 amino acids. Gene Ontology annotation, biological process: negative regulation of transcription by RNA polymerase II; cell fate commitment; positive regulation of transcription by RNA polymerase II. Gene Ontology annotation, molecular function: zinc ion binding; RNA polymerase II cis-regulatory region sequence-specific DNA binding; DNA-binding transcription factor activity, RNA polymerase II-specific.